UCUCGGGCGAGGACGACAGCAUGAGAGGUUGCCGACCUUCCCAAACAGACCCAACCGUGGAAAUGACAUGACAUCAAGGGAGGAACCCCUUGCUAACGUCAAAAGACAAAACCCCAUCCUUUCCCUGUCACUGUCAACGGUUCUCCCCGCCGCACUACCCAUCAACACCAUCACCUUCACCGUCAUCAACACUAUUCCAAACCGUCACCACCCCUUAACCCGAAAAAGCCGCGCCAACACCAACAAUGCAUCUCCGAACCCUCACCACCCUCGCGGCGGUAACCACCACCGUCUCCGCGCUUGCUGCCCCUGCUCCCCCAGCCCACCACGCCGUCGCAGCCGUCGGACCCGAAAUCACCCAACCCCCUUCUAUCCAGGCUCGCCAGGGUCACGGUGCCUUCCGCGCUGAACCGCGUCCCAAACACGUCGACGCAAAAAAGCAUAAGAAGCGUGACGACGACCAGGUUCCCUCCGUCGACGAUAUCGACGUCGGAUCCGACAAUACCUACUCGUACCUAGACAACUCCUUCCCCACCGGCCUCUCUACCACCCUGAAGCCUCUGUACUCCAGCUGCGCCUUAGCCUACGAAUCCCUCAUGACCUCCGCCCCCGAGCCCUCCGGCAAGCUCGAAGACUGGUUGGAGACCGCCCUCUACGGGGACUACGACAGCUGGACGGCGACCUCCUCCACCGACGCCUACGCGGUUGUCUGCGGCAGCCCCUUGACGCCGCCGGCUAGCCUGGCUUCGACGUACUCGGCCUUCACUUCCGCGAGCGCCAGUUAUCUGUCAGCCCAUCAGUCCGAAGUUACGAGCCUGGCGAAGGCGUGCAAGCCGGUUUACUACGAUGUGGUGUUCAGUCUCAUGAUGCCGCACAAGAACUAUGAGGAGUGCACGAGCGUGUAUUAUAAUUAUGAGAGCGUUUAUGCGAGCUUGGCGUGCGAGGAUAAUACGGUGAAUUGUUCCUUUACGACUGAGUUCCCGGCGAAGACGACGGGCACGGGGGCGGCGGGCAAUGCGGGUGAGGCGACGACGACUGCUGCGGGGGCUGGAGAGACUGGUACUAGUGGAAGUGGUACUGCCGGUACCUCGUCGACGACGGCUUCGGGGAAUGCGGGCGCUCCUAAGCAGACUUUUGCUGCUGCGGCGGCGUUGGCUGGGCUUGUUGCUGCUGUUGCGGCGCUCUAGGUUUAGAGCGGAGGUUUUUGGAUGUCGGAAAUGUGGUGGGUGUAAGGAAGGAGAUUACCGGAGGGGGAGGACAUGAUCGAGAAGCUGCGCGCACUCAUUUGAGGAGGUCUUCCACGUCCCCUUCUUA
Neurospora tetraspora is the source of this 1314-nucleotide messenger RNA. RefSeq lists its product as uncharacterized. Bases 246 to 1187 code for a protein of 313 amino acids. The record is from RefSeq and is a predicted model, not a curated record. Lineage: Eukaryota; Fungi; Ascomycota; Sordariomycetes; Sordariales; Sordariaceae. The transcript has a single exon.